AUGGCCAGCGCCCUGAAGAACUUGUUCUCGGGCCGCCCGACGUUUCACAACCCCAUCUAUGGCGAGUCUCUGUACGAGCUGGCUCGCAAGGCCACAACGCGACAGAUCGACCUGCCUGACGAGGUCUUGAACCAGCAGAUUGUCCACAUGAUCAACGAGGAGCGCGCCACCCCCAUGGCAGCGGCGGACUCUGUGGCCAUCCUCAAGAAGCGCCUCAACAUGGAGCACCCUCAGAAGCAGUUCUUGUCCGUGGUGCUGACGGCCAAGGUGCUGCGGGAGGCUGGCGCGGCGGUGGGGCCCUACACGGAGGAGCUGCUGACGGAGGUGGCGCGUGUGGCGGCGCGCCCCAGCUACAACAGCCCCCAGGCCAUGCGCGCCAAGCAGGCCGCCAUGGAGGUGCUGCGCGACUACGGCCGCCUCGGACACGACGCCUUCAGGCAGGCCGUCGCGGCGCCCCCGCCCUACGCGCGCCCCGGCUACGCGCCCGGCGUGCCGCUCGGCGCCGCGCCGCCGGGGCCGCCGGGUGCGGCGCCGCAGCAGCGGGACCCAGCCUCCCUGGCCGCGGAGCGCCAGUCCCUGCUGGAUGAGAUCGUGCGAAUGGUGCACCAGGCCCACGGAUCCUGCGAGAUCGUCAACGAGAUUCUCGUGGCAGAGUCGGACGCGCCGGGCGCGGCUGGCGCUGGCGGCGCCGGCGUCGGCGGCGUGGGUGGGGAGGAGGCCAAGGCCGAGUUUGAGCGCGACAUGGUGGAGCAGCUGAGCGGUGACCUUACGGCCCUGCGCGACUCAUUCAACUCGUACCUGGAGCAGCUGGGCGGACUGCAGGGGCCUGACGCAGAGGAGGUGAUGGCCAAGGCGCUGGACGCGGUGGACUUGCUGGACCGCACCCUGGCUAAGGCCUCAGAGGCGCAGGAGAAGAGGCUGCUCGCGCCCCGCACACCCGCGGCGGCCGCCGCCGCCCCGCAGCCGCCGGCGCCGGCCCUGGCGGAGCCCACGCCGACGGCCGCCAACGGCGCGGGUGCGGCCGCGGGUGCAGCAGCUGCUACUGCUGCCGCGGCUGCCGCGGCGGCGGCCGUGACGGAGCGCGCCAAGAGCCUCAACCUCAUCGACUUUGACGACACGCCAUUGCCGGCCGCGCCGUCGGUGGCGGCGUCUGCAGCCCCGGCCACCCAGGACCCCUUCGCCCUGGGCUCACCCACCGGGUCGAUCGCAGCGCCCGCCACGGCGGCGGCAGCGCCGCCCGCGUCUGCGCCGGCGGCGGAUGACUCCGACCCCUUUGCUGUGCUGGCUGCCACCAGCAGCGGCGGGGCGCCCCCGGCCCCGGCGGCGACGGCGGCGCCGACGGCCGCCGCAGCCGACCCGUUUGCUGACGCGACGCCCGCGUGGGGCGCCCCCAGCGCCGCGGUCCCGGCCCCCGGCCCCGGCGUCGCGGCGCCGCUGCCCAUAUCAACAGCAGCGCCCAGCCCUGCCUUGUCGCCGGCGGCCGCCGCCGCCACUGCGGGGCUGACACACAUAGACCUCCCGGGCUCUCCCCUGAGCUCAACGCUGCAGCCACCGGCCGGGCAGCCGCAGCAGCAGCCGCAGCAGCAUCAAGCUUACCCCGGGCACCAGCCCUACCCCUCAGCGCAACCGUGGGGGGCGCCUACCGGUUACAACCCGCAGCAGCCUGUGCCCUACGGUUAUGGCGGUUACGCUGUCCAACCGACCGGCGGUUACAUGCCGCAGUACACCGGCGGCUACCCCAUGCAGCCGCAGUACACCGGGGGUUACAUGCAGCCGCCAGGCGGCGCUUACAUGGCGCAGCCGACCGGCGGUUACCCAGGCAUGAUACCGCAGCAGCAGCCGGGUGCCUACGGGGGAUACCCCGGCGCAGCGCCCUACGGGCAGCCCCAGCAGCAACAGCACCAACAGCAGCAGCAGCAGCAGCAGCCUCUGAACCCCUUUGGCGGCGGCCUGAGCAGCGGCAACCCGUUCGCUGCCCCGGCGCCCGCCGCGGCGGCACCCACCCCCGCAGGCGGCGCGGGCGGCGCGGCGCCAGCUGGCGGCAGCAAUCCGUUUGGGGGGCAGCAGCAGCAGGUCGACUCAGAGUGGGACCGGUUGUUCGCAAAGAAGUGA
Molecule: messenger RNA, 2112 nt
Organism: Monoraphidium neglectum
Lineage: Eukaryota; Viridiplantae; Chlorophyta; Chlorophyceae; Sphaeropleales; Selenastraceae
Exons: 8
Coding region: 1-2112 (703 amino acids)
Molecular function (GO): phosphatidylinositol binding; ubiquitin binding
Source: RefSeq, a predicted model, not a curated record